AUGGCUAGUGUACUAUUACUAUAUCAAUGCGAUUCUUCGGUUUAUGAAACAUUUUUGGUAUCUAGUACCACACUUUUGCGAAAUAAGCCAAUUAGCGAAAAAUACGAUACACUUAUUUCAUAA
Messenger RNA from Ambispora leptoticha, 123 nucleotides. The record is from the annotation of a GenBank genome assembly. NCBI's taxonomy places the organism in Eukaryota, Fungi, Glomeromycota, Glomeromycetes, Archaeosporales, Ambisporaceae.